GUGUCUGUGUGGAUUUCCUGCGUGUCCGUGGGCUUCGGAGUUCCACUCGCCGCCAUGUCGGCUCUGGAGAAGCAGCUGCACUUGGGCCGCCUCCCGCCGCGGCCUCCAUUGCCCGGAGGGGGCGGACAGUCCGGUUCCAAGAUGCGCAUGGGCCCUGGAAGAAAACGUGAUUUUUCACCAGUGCUCUGGAGCCAGUACUUUGAAUCCAUGGAAGAUGUUGUGGUAGAAAAUGAAACUGGCAAAGAUACUUUUCGAAUUUACAAGAGUGGAUUGGAGGGACCAGUUUUACUGCUGCUGCAUGGUGGGGGCCAUUCUGCUCUUUCCUGGGCUGUCUUUACUUCUGCCAUUAUUAGCAGGAUUCAGUGCAGGAUUGUGGCUUUAGAUCUCCGAGGCCAUGGAGAAACAAAAGUGAGGAAUCCUGAAGAUCUGUCUGCAGAGACUAUGUCAAAAGAUGUUGGGAACGUGGUGGAAGCUCUCUAUGGGGACCUUCCUCCCCCCAUCAUGCUGAUUGGGCACAGCAUGGGGGGAGCCAUCGCGGUGCACACAGCGGUCGCAAAUUUGGUGCCGAGUUUGCUGGGGCUCUGCAUGAUUGAUGUUGUGGAAGGUACAGCCAUGGAUGCACUCAACAGCAUGCAGAACUUCUUAAGGAGUCGUCCCAAAACCUUCAAAUCACUUGAGAAUGCCAUUGAGUGGAGUGUAAAAAGUGGACAAAUAAGAAACCUUGAAUCUGCCAGAGUUUCUAUGGUUGGUCAAGUCAAACAGUGUGAAGGGGCUGCCAGUCCUGAGUGUCCCAAAGCCAUAGUGGAGGGGAUUAUUGAAGAAGAGGAGGAGGAUGAAGAGGGUGAGGAAGGAGGAGGUUCUGUCAACAAAAGGAAGAAAGAAGAUGACACAGAGACAAAGAAGGAGCACUUAUACACGUGGAGAAUUGAGCUGGCAAAGACAGAAAAGUACUGGGAUGGCUGGUUCAGGGGUUUAUCCAACCUCUUCCUAAGCUGUCCAACUCCCAAACUUCUGCUUUUAGCUGGUGUUGACAGGCUGGAUAAAGAUCUAACAAUUGGGCAGAUGCAAGGGAAGUUUCAGAUGCAGGUCCUCCCCCAGUGUGGCCAUGCAGUCCAUGAAGAUGCUCCAGACAAG
Molecule: messenger RNA, 1134 nt
Organism: Calypte anna (Anna's hummingbird)
Lineage: Eukaryota; Metazoa; Chordata; Aves; Apodiformes; Trochilidae
Gene: PPME1
Product: protein phosphatase methylesterase 1
Exons: 12
Biological process (GO): protein demethylation
Molecular function (GO): protein methylesterase activity
Source: RefSeq, a predicted model, not a curated record